This is a messenger RNA of Trypanosoma cruzi, 2865 nucleotides long. RefSeq names its product copper-transporting ATPase-like protein, putative. The transcript has a single exon. The coding region runs from base 1 to 2865 and encodes 954 amino acids. Gene Ontology annotation, cellular component: membrane. Gene Ontology annotation, molecular function: ATP binding; copper ion binding; ATP hydrolysis activity. Gene Ontology annotation, biological process: monoatomic cation transport; copper ion homeostasis. Lineage: Eukaryota; Euglenozoa; Kinetoplastea; Trypanosomatida; Trypanosomatidae. The record is from RefSeq and is a predicted model, not a curated record.
AUGACACCCGUAAGUCACGAGACGACUGGCGGUUCUGGCGGUGUGCGGCUGUACGAGUUUCGUGUUGAUGCAACAUCCCCUCGUCCCUCCCAGGAUGUGCUUGAAAAGGCUUUGUUUGCGAUUACUGGCGUCACCGUGAUCAGCGUUUCCAUCCGGUCUGAAGAUGACACGAUUGUCGUGAAGACCCUGUGGACCGCUGAGAGGCUGGAGCGGCUUUUUCACGGGGUAAUCUCUUCACUCGGCUAUGUCGUUGCUUAUGACGUCCCUGUGGAGAGCCGAUUUCUUAUUGAAGGAAUGCCAUACUUGAAUCAUGCUUUGCGCGUUGAAUCUCACCUGAGAAGCCUGCGUGGUGUGGAGAGGGCAGCGGUCAACUUUGCGACUAUGACUGCAACUGUUGUCCAUAAUCCUAAGGGGGUGACUGCUACGGAUCUAAUGAAUGAAAUAGGCAUAAUGGGAUACUCUGCGACGUUGCAGGGAUCAACAGGUUGCGCUAUUCGGCCUCCAACAGGCACUGCGGGCUGCAUUAGGCGGAAACUAGUUGUCAGUGGCAUGUCAUGUGCAUCAUGUGCGGCGCAAAUUGGAUCGCGGGUCCGGCGGUUAGAUGGCGUGACUGACUGCGUUGUCAACUUUUCUACGGGGAUUUGCCUGGUGACGUUGGAUCGUGAGGAUGCACUUCAGCGUGUCGAGGAAGCAAUUACUUCUAUGGGAUAUACAGUUUCAGUAUCGCCGCCGAGGAACCCCACAGCUGCAGUUUUUCUCAAUGAAACGAAAGCGGCCUUGGAGAGGACAAGAGAAAUUGAAGAGCAGAAGAGGCGGUUUUUGGGUGCUGCGGUGCUGGCAACGCCUUUGGCGUUGCUUAUGUUUUUGAUGGCAACAACAAAUGUGUUUGAUGACAGCAGAACGAUGGUUUUUGUUGAUUUUGUUCAGAUGGGCUUAUCGACACCGAUUGUGUUUUAUUACGGUUCGGUGUUUUUCAUCCACGCAUGGCAAGGUCUGAGGCACGGAAUGUUAACGAUGGAUACGCUUGUUGCCAUUGGGGCUGGUUGCUCUUAUUUGUAUUCGCUGGGUGCGUGUAUUGUGAUGGUUGUGGCAAAAUACCAAAUAGCCACUUAUUUUGAUGCUGCAGGUAUGCUUCUUGCAUUUAUGUUGCUGGGACGUUUUCUGGAAGCGCGCGCGAGGCGCAGUACGAGUGAUGCUCUCAUCAGUUUAAUGAACUUGGUGCCGCCCGUUUCUAUUGUUGUCACCGCGCAAGGUGACAUUACAAUGCCUUCGUCUCUGCUUGAAAAGGGAAUGCGUGUUCGUGUGUUGGCCGGAGACCGAUUUCCAGUAGACGGUAUUGUUGUGGAAGGAAUGUCGGAUGUGGAUGAACAGAUGGUGACAGGUGAAGCGAUAACGAAGGCAGUGAAGGUGGACUCCGCAGUGAUUGGUGGGACAACAAACAUCACUGCAAUGCUUGUAGUUGAGGCAACCAAAAUUGGCGAAGAGACCAUGUUGUCUCAGAUUUUGCGCCUUGUACAAGAGGCACAGAACACUAAACCCGAAAUUCAACGAAUUGCCGAUCAAAUAGCCGCCUACUUUGUGCCUUUUGUUGUAAUGUUUUCAGUGGGUGUAUUUUUUACUUGGUUGCUUCUAGGAGCCUUUGACAUGUACCCGCCAGAGUGGCGCGGCCAGAACGAGACUAUUUUAAUGUUUGCAUUUGAUUUUUUUAUUUCUUCUGUUGUGGCUGCGUGUCCCUGUGCCCUGGGGCUUGCGACGCCCACUGCCAUCAUGGUGGGUACCGGUGUCGGUGCGAAGAACGGCAUUCUGGUGAAGUCCGGAAAAUCGCUUGAGGUUGUGCGCCAGUCGCGCUGCAUUGUCUUUGACAAGACGGGGACCAUUACCUUUGGAAAGUUGGAGGUGGUCUUUAAGAAGUGCUGGGGCGACAACGUCGAGGAGGUAAUGAAAGUUGUUGGAUUUGUGGAGCUACUCUCCAACCACCCUGUGGCGAAGGCUGUGGCCGACGGGAUUCUUUUGGCGAGCCCGGCGUCCACGUACGACGUGGUUUUUUCUAAAGUAAAAGGUGGUCUUGGUACUGAGGCCGUCGUUCGUUGCAGAUCUCAGAAUAACGAACUCAGGGUGCACGUCGGCAAUCUUGCCAUGAUGCGAGAGGGUAAUAUUCAUGUUCCCCCGGAAAUCGAACAGGCUGUGCGGCAGCAAAACAACAUGGGCAGAACCACAGUUGUCGGAGCCGUGAAUGGCGUCGCGCGGCUUUUGGUUGCACUUGCGGAUGAACCCAAAGAAGAGGCUGCUGGAGUCGUGCGCUUCUUGCACCGACAGGGAUUCCGGGUUCUCAUGGUCACAGGGGACAACGAGGGUGUUGCGGCACAUGUGGCAAGUGCGGUUGGCAUCCAAAAUGAAAACCUUUACGCCGAAGCUCUUCCCACAACUAAGGCCAGCAUCGUCCGACAACUUCAAUCCGAGGGCGAUUGUGUCAUUUUUGUUGGUGACGGAAUCAAUGAUAGUCCGGCGCUGGCGCAGGCAGACGUUGGUAUAGCUCUGGGCGCCGGAACUCAAAUAGCUAUUGAGGCUGCGGACGCGGUACUUAUAAGCAAUAGCUUAGUUGACAUCCUAAACCUGCGGGCUCUUUCCAUCGCCACGGUCAAACGGGUAUACGGCAACUUUUUCUGGGCCUUUGGCUACAAUCUAUGUAUGCUUCCUCUUGCAAGUGGGAUGCUCUAUCCUUUUGUUCAUUUUAAGCUAUCCCCCAUUUUAGCUGCUGCGGCCAUGGUUUUUUCUAGCAUAAGUGUCCUUUUGUCUAGUCUUUCAAUCAGGUGGUUUGCGCCUUACGAGACAAGAAUGAAUAUUGGACUCCCCCCCAAAUGGUAA